Messenger RNA from Closterium sp. NIES-65, 6336 nucleotides. NCBI's taxonomy places the organism in Eukaryota, Viridiplantae, Streptophyta, Zygnematophyceae, Desmidiales, Closteriaceae. The record is from the annotation of a GenBank genome assembly.
AUGGCUCUCUUAGCGCGCCCCCAGAAGGCGGGCUUGCUCGCCCUCUGCCUGCUCGCGAUAGUUUCGGGAUCAACGGCUGCGCCACUCGCUGGUCCCAAGUGCAAGAACCGCUUCCCCAAGUACCCGCUCUGCAAGUUUGUCAACGACAUGGCCUCGUCGUUCAAACCCACCGUCGUCGACGCUGCCAGCGGCAAGACGCUUCAGAUUAGCGCCUACCAAAUCUACCACAAAUUUCACCGCGACCUGCCGGCGACGAAGCAGUACGCGUACGGCAUGGACGUGAAGACGGCGUCGCACGGAGGCGAGCAGGCGAGCGACUUCGACGGGCACCCCGACGCGUGGUUCACGCAGUUCGGCGAGGUUGGCCCCACCUUCAAGUCGCGCCUCUACCGCUACGGCAACCAGCAGAGCGCGUCGCUCAUCUGGUUCCACGACCACACGCUCGGGUGGACGCGGCUCAACACGGUGGCGGGGCUGGCGGGCGCGUACAUCAUCGUGGAUCCCAAGGGCGACGAGAAGAACCUCGAGUUCCUCCCGCAGCCCGGAAGCGCGCGCUACGUGCCGCUCGUUCUCGCGGACCGCUCGUUCUUUGCCAACGGGUCGAUCGAUUACCCGAAUGUGGGGAUCGUGCCGAACGUGCACCCGAACUGGGUUCCCGAAUACUUUGGUAACCACCUUCUCGUGAACGGCGUUGUGUGGCCGUACCUCAAGGUCCGGCGCGCGUUGUACCGCUUCCGCGUGCUGGGCGGAUCGAACGCGCGCGUGUACAACCUCAAGUUCACGUGCGCAGGGCGCGGCGACUACCCCAACUUCAUGCCGCCGCUCAAGGGCCCCAGCCUCGAGAUCAUCCAGAUCGGUUCGGACGGAGGGUACCUGGCGGCGUCGGUGCGCAUGUCGUCGCUGCUGGUGCUGCCGGGCGAGCGGAUGGACAUUCUGGUGGACUUCAACGGCGCGUCCGCGCACUGCAAGGACGUCAUCCUCACCAACGACGCGCGCGCCCCCUACCCCGCCGGCGAGCCCGCCGACGCCAACACGGGCGUCGUCAUGCGCUUUGUGCUCACCAAGCGGACCAAGAUCCCCUCCCCGCCCAUCCCUAGCUCCCUCGUCGUACGUCUCUUAUUCCCUCCCCGCACCCAUCCCCCGCACCCUCGUCUUACGUCUUGCGCUCCUUCGAACUGUCUGUACCGUUUUCCAGCGAUUUCUAGUCGGGCUUUCUUUCUCUUCCCUCGGUUCAUUAUUGUUUCUUAUUUCUCCCCCCCACACACCCGUGGAGCGAAGCAGAGUAUCCCGAAGGUGGAUAUGGGGAGCGUGGUGCGCGUGCGGUACAACACGCUGGUGGAGAUCAUGGACGCCAAGACGGAGCUGCCCAUCCGCGUGACCAUCGACGGCAAGAUGCACCACGACCCCGCCACCGAGAUCGCCAAGGAGGGCACGGCGGAGCUGUGGAACAUCAUCAACCUCAGCGCGGAUGCGCACGCCAUGCACCUGCACCUCAUCCAGCACCGCGCCAUCUCGCGCCGCCCCUUCGACAUCGCCAAGUUCCAGGCGGGCAAGUGCUCGUUCAAGGACAAGAGCAAGACCAGCUGCUACACUGGCCCGGCUGUUGACGUGAACGCGAAUGAGCGCGGGUGGAAGGACACGACCCUGUCGCAGCCUGGCGAGGUGCUCACCAUUUACACUCCUUUCUACCAGCAGUCGGGGGUGAAGACCUUUGAGUUCGAUGCGAGCCGCGGGCCGGGCUAUGUGUGGCAUUGCCACAUGCUGGAGCACGAGGAGAAUGACAUGAUGAGGCCUCUCAUCAUCACCAAGAGGCCAGCAGCACUGGCGUCCUUCCUACUGGCGUUAGUCGCCGUUUCAGCAGCUUCCGACAAGAACGACAUGGAUUCCAUCUUGUCCUCUGAACUACUAACUGUAACAUUUGACGAACUAACUGACGAUCAUUUCCACGAAGACCACGGGCUGUGGGGCCUCCGGAAGACGUCGCUUGACGACUGCGAGUUGAUCGGAAAGGCGGGAAUCUGCGACAGAGCGGACGCGCUGAUGAUCGCCGAGGGCGAUCUGGGUUCGCGCCUGCACGCCGUUUGUGCCGCUUUCGCGGUAACGCAUCUCACGGACGUUUCCACUAUCGCCGUGUGGCCCAGCGACGAGCACAUGCCACACAUCCGCUUUGCAGACCUCUUCGCCGUCGCGAAAAACAGCACCGGUCGGAGCAGCAUGCGCAGAAGAAGUGAGUACGAGGACUCGCUGUGGGUGCGCAGCGUCUCCUGGCCGAUCGACCAUUGGCGGGAUCACCUCGAGCCCACCAGGGAGACGGGCGCCAUGGAAGCGUGCGAGUACGAGCAGGCCGUGCAGGCGUGUCUGGCGUCGCUGCACCCGUCGCCAGCCGUCGCCGUGACCGUGGAGCGCGAGAACCUCAGUCGCAUCCGCGCGUCGCACGCUGUGCUCCCCGAGAACGGCCUCGAUUACAGCGCUUCCGGGUGCGUGCAGCAAGCAGGGGCAGCAGCAGGCACGUGUACCAUGAGUCAACCCAGCAGCCCCUACCUAAUCACGCCCUCCCGCCCUGAUUGGGGCCACGAGGGGCGGGAGCGGGAGAAUGGGGAAGCAGGGACGGCGGAGGGGGAGGAUGGGGAGGGCGGGUACGACCCGCCCUUCGCCCUGAGAGCCACUGAGGCCCGCACUGCCCGCUGCCGCGGGAAUGAGAGGCGCGGAGGAGGUGGGAGCGCGCGGAACGGUUCUUUGGCGGGCGAGCGAGCGGGGGUUGUGGGAGGCGAGGAGGAGCAGGGGGGGGCGGAGGUUGGUGGGGCGAUGGCGGACGAGCGGCUGGAAUGCACUCGCCUGGAGCUGGCGGAGCUCUUCGCUCUGACCUUCGCGCAUGGGCUGCGCGCCCCCUCGCCCACCUCGCCCCGCUCCCGCUUCGUGGCAGCCCAGGGCACGCGGCGCACCCGCGCCUUCCGGUUGCUGGCCCCGCCAGAGUCCCUCCCCCGCGCGGAACAGACACACCCGGGCUCCAGGAGUUGGGAUGAUGGGGUUUCACAUGGGCAGGAAAUGAUCGCGAGUGGAGCUGCUGUUGAAGACGCCAGUCGAAGGCAGCUCCAGGACUCUUGGAGCUCUUUCCCUGAUUCUUCUUUGACUACUGAUUGGUCCUCUUCCUCCUCGUCUGAUUGGUCCUCGCCCUCCCCUGGCUCGACGUCCUCUUCUGAUUGGUCGAGUUCUCCUGACACAUCGUCUCAAUGGUCAGCUCCAGCUGACACGUCAUCUGAUUGGUCAGCACCUGCUGACACGUCAUCGGAUUGGUCAGCACCAGCUGACACGUCAUCAGAUUGGCCAGCACCAGCUGACACGUCAUUGGAUUUGUCAGCACCAGCUGACACGUCAUCAGAGUGGACAGCACCAUCCGACUCCUCUUCCUCAGACUACUCCUCCCCGUCGUCUGAUUGGUCCGCCAGCACCACAACUUCUCCUCCUCCCCCUUCUGAUUGGUCCACUGACUCCGGCACCCCACCUACCGACCCUGCAUCCACUGAUGCUCCUCCUGCUGAUACUAACUCCUAUACAGAUUCAGGUGCUGCUGUGGACCCUGCAUGGGGUGCUGGAACUGACCCUAAUGCUGCUGCCGCAGAUAACACUGCUGACCUUGCAGCUGCCACUGAUGCGGCUGCUUCUUCAGGUGCUACCGACGCCUCAGGUGCUUCUUCAGGUGUUGACGGUUCCGUCUCGUUUGUGUCGGACGAGGGCAGUGACUCUAGCAGCAGUGACAGCAGCGGAGGUGACAGUAGCGAUGAGGAGGGGCCUCUGACGAGCAACCCAUCGUACGGUGCCACGAUGGGAGGGGACGAAGCAAUGGAUUCGGCUACAUGCAACAUAUACGAGGGCGAGUGGGUGUGGGACGAGGACAACCGCCCUGCUUACAACACGGAAUCUUGCCCGUUCAUCAACUCGGUGUCGCCCACAACCAACUGCCUCAGACAGAAGUUCGGCCGCCAGGACCACUCAUGGAUGCGCUACUCGUGGAAGCCAAAGCAGUGUGGCGGCAACAUCCUUCGCUUUCAAGCGGCCGACUUCGCCCAGAAGAUGCAAAACAAGGUGAUUGCUCUGGUGGGCGACUCCCUCAUCACUGAAGGCUUCAUGCCCUCGCUGCUCUGCCAGCUGGCGCAGGUGGGCACGGUGAGCCGCGUGGAGGGCAGUGCGCUGGGCAACUUCGUGUGGCGCCUGGACUCACACAAUGUGACCGUCACCAACUACUGGAGCCCCUUCCUCAUGUGGACCUCCUCCAAUCCAGUGGUCAUUCGCAAGCUGAGGGUGCAGGAUCCAGGGCUGGGAGAUACAGCAGUGAAUCUGGGCGCGUUUGACCCGCAGUGGUUCGACCAGGUGCAGGCCAUGGACCUCAUUCUCUUCCAGUCCGCCACUCACUGGCCGCACGCCGAGCGCUGGCUGCGGCGCUUCUUUGUGGACCGCAAGUGGCACCGCCUCGACCCUGAGCCCAAUACCAUGACUGCGUACAAGCAAGCACUCAACAAGCUGGGCAAGUCGUUCAACGCGGGCAACAGCAAGCGCUGGGACCUGCCUGUGCCCUACUUCCUCUCCGCGCCUCCCCGCCUUGUUAACUGCCAGGGCUCCUACGCCCCUGCCAACAGAUCCACGUACGAGCACAUGGUGCGGGGGAACCCUCAGAGCCGCAAGUGGUUCCCUGCACAGCGGGACGUUCUGAGUCCCAGCAAGAACAUUCGCUUCGUGGACAUCACACACCCGUCGCUGUACAGAAGCGAUGCCAUGCUGGCGUCGCAGGCCCCUGAGAGCAAGGACUGCCUGCACCCGUGCCUGCCCGGGCUUCCUGACAUCUGGGUGGACCUGUUCUAUGAAGGCCCUGCCAAGGGAGGCCUCCUGCAGCGCGCCUCCCAGGGCCUGCUGUCGUCCCUGAGGUGCCGCUUCUCCAGGGGCGAUCCUGCGUGCACAGACGCUACCCCGGCCAAGGGGAAGGCUGCGUGGAGGGUGGUGGAGGCUGCUUCCAGUGAUGGGUUUGUGCGGCGUGUGGGGCGACAGCUGUGGCUGCGAGGCAAGCCGUUCUAUGUGAACGGGUGGAACACGUACUGGCUCAUGUAUAUUGCCAGCAUUCCAGACAAGAAGUAUCUGGUGAACCAGGCGCUGAGCCAGGGGCGCAGCAUGGGCCUCACAGUGUGCCGCACAGGGGCAUUCUAUGAUGGCCCGGGCUGGCAUGCGCUGCAGACCAGCCCUGGCGUGUUCGAUGAAAACACUUUCAAGGCCCUAGACUAUGUGAUUUUCACGGCCAAGAGGUUUGGAAUCCGGUUGCACAUGGUGCUGAACGGCAACUGGGACGACUAUGGAGGCAAGAACCAGUACGUCAAGUGGAGCGCUGCAGCUGGGGGGAACCCUCCUGCCGACGACACAGCCUUCUUUGUUGACCCUCUCUGCCGCACAUUCUACAAAAACUUUAUCAAGGCGGUGCUCACGCGGCGCAACAAGCUCACAGGCCAGCUGUACCGCGAUGACCCAACCAUCUUCGGCUGGGAGCUCAUGAACGAACCCCGGGUGUAUGCUGAUCCCUCAGGAGACGUCCUGCAGGCGUGGAUCACGGACAUGGCAGCACAUGUCAAGUCGCUGGACCCCAACCACCUGCUCUCCAUCGGCUCGGAGGGCUUCUACGGCCCCUCCACUCCGGAGCGAGCCAAGGCGCUCAAUGCGGAGUGGUGGAUGAUGAACGUGGGGACCGACUUUGUCAGGAACAACAAGGUUCCCGGGAUUGACAUUGCGUCAGUGCACGCAUAUGCAAAUAGCAGUGACAAGCUCGUAUGCUUCACAAACUUUGUGAAGCGGCACUUGGAGGAUGGGGACGGGGUGCUCAACAUGCCCGUGCUCAACAUGCCCGUGCUCAACAUGCCCGUGCUCAACAUGCCCGUGCUCAUUGGCGAGUUUGGCCCCGAGAGCAUCAAGCAGAUGACCUCCUUGUACUCUGUGUCUGCAUGGAGCGACAAGCUGGCAUAUUUUACAAACUUUGUGAAGGGGCACUUGGAGGAUGGGGACGGGGUGCUCAACAUGCCUGUGCUCAUUGGCGAGUUUGGUCCCGAGAGCAUCAAGAAGCUUCCGGACGGCAGCAUGGCACGGCGCAACGAGGUGUACAGUGCGCUCUAUCAGAUUGUGCUGGAUUCGGUUAAGAAGAGAGGCUCUGCUGGCGCCACCAUGUUCUGGCAGAUCAUGGCUGACGAUCUCCGCUCGUGGGAUGAUGGCAUUGCAGUCUUUGCAUCGAACCCUGCACAUGCCAAGACAGUGAGCAUCAUAUCCGCUCAGUCCAAGGCGGUUGCUGCUGCCACGAGAAGUUAG